UGUCGAAGCUGCUUCCGGAGAGGAGAAAGUCGAUUGGAGCAGCGACAGAGAUUUGGGAGUUCCCAAGAGAUGAGGGCGAAGCAAAAUUGACACAAAGUAGACAAUUAUAGCAAUGAGUUGCAUGAGGUUUUCAAGGCGAAUCAGCAUCACUAACAGGGCUGCUCAAUUGGUGGGUGUGAGAGGGUUCGCAAUAGCUAGUGGCAAGGGAAAGAAGGGCCCGAAAGGUGGCGCUAAUGAUGCGCCUAAAGCUUCACUUAUGAGCCAUGAAGUAAAGAGCACAACAGUCGUUGGAGCCAAUAUCCUCAAGGAUGGUACUGAUCCGAAGAUAAUGCCCGAUUCUGAGUACCCAGACUGGCUGUGGCGCUUGCUAGACAAACGCCCAACGCUGAGUGAACUGCAGCGGAAGGACUCGGAAUCUCUCCCAUUUGAAGACCUUAAACGCUUCGUGAAGCUGGAUAACCGUGCCCGAAUCGAGGGAAACAAUGCUGCCAGAGCUAAAAAUUGAAGUUUAUACUAGGAUGUUGCCAUUGUUGGCUGUUUUCUGCAGUGUAAUCCCGUUAUGUUUAGAAAUGUCAUUUGUUAAGCUUCACUCUGCGGUAUAAUCCAGUUUGUAGUGGUUUCUCAUGACAUUGUCAUGAUGCAACUAAAUUAUUUUCCAUGGAAUUUAUACUCUGAGAAGGCAGAAUCACUUGUAUUG
Messenger RNA from Musa acuminata subsp. malaccensis (wild Malaysian banana), 697 nucleotides. Lineage: Eukaryota; Viridiplantae; Streptophyta; Magnoliopsida; Zingiberales; Musaceae. The record is from RefSeq and is a predicted model, not a curated record.